AUGAUGCCUACAGCUAAAGGCAUGUCCCAAAUGAUACCCAAUCACGUUCUGAGAGUGGGUCAAACUAUCCGGCUGGACUCCGCGCAGGAGACAAUCAAUAAACAUCCCAUUGUCACAGAGCCCAGCAGUAACCAUGGUGACCCUGAUCUUGAUAUUUCCCUGGACAAUCUCAACCAGCUGAUUCUGGAACUGGAUCCUACGUUUGAACCCAUUGAGAUCAACAAGAGUCCCCUGUGCAUUAGCCCUCCUACAGACGACUCAGAUGAAGAUGUCUCCCACUGCGUGUUGGUCCCUAGAGGAUGUUCUCCCCACUUCCUGUCCACUGUGGUCCCAUCUGUGUCACCCAGCAUAGCCAUCCCUACACCCAGCAGUGUCAGCUGCAGUCCCCACGGCACCCUGGUGUUCUCUAGCUCCCCGACAUCCUCCCUGCCUCCGCUGCCAUGUGGAAGUGCACCCCGACGAACUUCCUCAUCGAAGCAUGAUGUAACGCUGCGCAUGUCCCACUCAAACAGAAACAGUGCUGUCUCACUCCUCUCUAUGUCAGCAUGCUCAGACACCAGCUACAUCCUUGGCAGCAACCUGUCCCUGGCCAGUGAAGAUGCUGACUCUUUUCCAGAGUCCAUCUUUACUCCCACGUCCGGGUCCUUCAGUGACGGGUCCAGAACGAGGCCAUUUGAUAACAGGCACAGCCCUGAAAAGCCCCCGCUGUUUAAGCACGGACAUCUACAGGAGCAUCACGGCAAAGCACAGAGUAGUCCUGCUUCACUCUGUGGGUCUUUGAGCGAUAUCCCUCGACUGCUGAUCAACGGUGAACCGCAUCCGGAUAUGUACAUAGAGUCUCCUGGACCAGAAGUUGACUUGAUACAGACCAUCCUUGCGUCCAACUCAAAGCCAAUUUCUCCUCACAGUUUCCAAGCCCGUUUUAAUGGCAGCCAGCCCUCAAUGAAGUUUGUCAUGGACACUUCCAAGUUUUGGUUCCGUCCACAAAUCAGCAGAGCAGAAGCUGAAGCCAUGUUAAAGGAUAAGGAAGCAGGAGCAUUUGUGGUGAGAGACAGCACCUCCUACAGAGGCAGCUUCGGUCUGGCUAUGAAGGUGGACCAAAUGGCUGCCAACCUCACCACUACAGCUCACCCAGGAGAGAGCAGUUCAGAUCUGGUCAGACAAUUCCUAAUUGAAUCAUCAGCUAAGGGCGUACGCAUCAAAGGCUCUUCUCAGGAACCAUACUUUGGUAGUCUCUCUGCCCUGGUCUACCAGCACACUGUUUCUGCUUACGCCUUACCCUGCAAAUUACUGCUCCACUCCCAAGAUCUGGUCGCAGCAGAAGAGAGGGCAAAUGACAAAUCAAAGAAUCAAACAGCUUGCAAUUUCGUCUACCUGAACGCUGUCCCCACUGAGAUGCUGACGGGCCCCUGUGCGGUGCAGAAGGCGGUGUCCUCGACACUCGAGAAGGCCCCGGGUUCCUUCAUACCAACCAUAGUGAACCUGAAGGUGUCUUUGAAGGGUGUUACGCUGACAGAUGUCAACAGGAAGCUGUUCUUCAGACGCCAUUACCCUGCUCACCUGCUGAGCUACAGUUGUGAAGAUCCAGACAGUCGACUGUGGCUGAAAGGUUCCAGCUUUGGUGCAAGGACGUUUGGCUUUGUGGCAAAAGGUGUGGAGGCUGGCAUGGAGAAUGUAUGCCAUGUCUUUGCAGAAUAUGACCCCCUGCAGCCUUGCAACAAAGUCAUUGAAGUUAUUCAGGCUGCCAUAGCCAAGCCAUAGACACGCAAGGACUGAGAGAACAUGAUUCAGCAAGGAAUGUUAAAGCCCUCGCUACAAUGUCUCUCUUUUACUGUACUUUUCUCUAGUAACCCGUCCAAUAUGGUUGUCAUCAUUAGUCUCUACUGCUGUUGUUAAACUUGACAUGUUGCUUGUAUCUGCCGGAUUACAAUACCAGAAAAAUCUGAUUUAAAAGUGCUUAGGACGACCCAGACCAUGGUCACAUGAUUAAAGUCAAAAGACAGGUGUAAAUGUGGCAUAUAUGAAGAUGUGCAAGACUGAACAUCUGUCAAGCAGCAACAUAACAGACAAGGAACCAGCAACAUAUGAUUGUAAAUGGCUUGCUGCUACUGUUAAAAUAAUUUAUAACCAGUUUGUAAAAAUGUUAAAACAAACUCAACUAUAUUUUUGUAAUAUAUGAAGCUCCCAAGAAUAAUUUAAAAAUAUGUUAUAAACAUAGAUGGUAAAGCAGUUGAUUUAUCUUCUUUCUAAAUGUUGAAUGAUUCCCAUGUUCC
This is a messenger RNA of Cottoperca gobio, 2273 nucleotides long. RefSeq names its product tensin-4-like. Gene Ontology annotation, molecular function: protein binding. The transcript is spliced from 12 exons. Bases 1 to 1761 code for a protein of 586 amino acids. The record is from RefSeq and is a predicted model, not a curated record. Lineage: Eukaryota; Metazoa; Chordata; Actinopteri; Perciformes; Bovichtidae. Gene Ontology annotation, cellular component: focal adhesion.